CUGGGCUGGCGCAGCUAAGGGUCACGCGGGGCCCAGAAUAGCUGCAGACAGCGCCCGGCCGAGGCCGAGGCUGGGGGCCAAGGACACAGCCUCUGUCCCUUCUGCCCUUAUGAGCUGGUCCUCAGAGGAUUUCGGGGGGCAGGAGUCGCCCCCGGGAGACAGACACCCCCUGUGCGCCAGGCUGGUGGAGCGCCCCAGUGGUGGGGCUUCCGGGGAGUCCCCGGGGCCCAUCGUGGCCCGCUUGGCCUCGGGGCCUGCGCUGGCCUUCUGGCGCGCGGUGCUGGCCGGGGACACAGCCUCCGUGGCCCUCAUCCUCGCUGACCCCGACUCAGGCCUGGGCCCUGACUCCGUGUUUGACACUAGUGACCCCGAACGCUGGAGGGAUUUCCGUUUCAACAUCCGUGCCCUGAGACUCUGGUCCCUGACCUACCAGGAGGAGCUGACCACGCCGCUGCACGUGGCUGCCAGCCGGGGCCACACCGGGAUCCUGCAGCUGCUCCUGAGGCGGGGGGCCCGGCCCGACAGUGCCCCUGGGGGCCGCACCGCCCUGCACGAAGCCUGCAGUGCCGGCCACGCCGCCUGUGUCCGUGCCCUGCUGGUGGCCGGUGCCGACCCCAACCUGCCAGACCAGGACGGGAAGCCCCCCCUGCAUCUGUGCAGGGGCGCCGGCUUGCUGGAGUGUGCAGAGCUGCUACUGAGGUUUGGGGCCAGUGUGGAGGGCAGGUCCGAGGAAGAAGAGGAGACACCUUUGCAUGUGGCUGCACGGCUGGGCCAUGUGGAGCUGACAGCUCUGCUCCUGAGCCGGGGGGCCUGUCCUGACACCCGUGACGCCGAGGGCGGGACGCCCCUGCUGGCCGCCUGUGAUGCCCGCAGCACGUGCCCCGCCACCGCCGAGGCCACCACUGCCCGCUGCCUGCAGCUCUGCCAGCUGCUGCUCUCCGCAGGGGCGGAUGCGGACGCGGCGGACAGGGACAAGCUGCGGCCCCUGCACCUGGCCUGUCGCCGGGGCCACGUGCCCGUGGUGGAGCUGCUCCUGUCGUUUGGCGUCAGCGUCAAUGCCAUGGACUACGGGGGGCACAUGGCCCUGCACUGUGCCCUCCAGGGGCCCCCCGCCGCUGUGGCCCAGAGCCCCGAGCUGGCCGUGCGUGCCCUACUCAACCAUGGGGCGGUCCGGGUGUGGCCAGGAGCCCUCCCCAAGGUGCUGGAGCGCUGGUGCACGUCCCCAAGGACCAUCGAGGUCCUGAUGAACACCUACAGCUCAGUCACGCUGCCUGAGGACGCUCGGAGCCUGGUGCCCCCCGAAACCCUGCAGGAGCACCAGCGUUUCUACACCUCCCUGUUCGCCCUGGUGCGACGGCCCCGCUCCCUACAGCACCUGAGCCGCUGUGCCAUCCGCGAGCACCUGGCCGCCCGCCUGCCCAGCGCUCUGCCCCGCCUGCCGCUGCCUCCGCGCCUACUUCGCUUCCUGCAGCUGGAGUUUGAAGACGUGCUCUACUAGCAUAAAAAUAAAAUAAAU
Erinaceus europaeus (western European hedgehog) is the source of this 1516-nucleotide messenger RNA. RefSeq names its product ankyrin repeat and SOCS box containing 10 (gene ASB10). Gene Ontology annotation, biological process: intracellular signal transduction; positive regulation of transcription by RNA polymerase II. Gene Ontology annotation, cellular component: nucleus. The coding region runs from base 110 to 1498 and encodes 462 amino acids. The record is from RefSeq and is a predicted model, not a curated record. The transcript has 6 exons. Lineage: Eukaryota; Metazoa; Chordata; Mammalia; Eulipotyphla; Erinaceidae. Gene Ontology annotation, molecular function: transcription cis-regulatory region binding; protein binding.